AUGGCAGACAGAGGUCAGAACUCGGAGAAGGCCAGGAAUGGCACGGUAGCCAAGGAAACGAUGCGGUCGCACAUCUCAAAUAUCGCAUCACCGCCUGGGUCGAAGACGCCACCAAGCAUGCCGACGAAGCGCACGAUGUAUUUUCCAGACAAUUCGGGGAAUCGCCAGCAGGCACAAGAAGGCGCAGAGCCAGUCGAUCCUGGCGCUCUGGCGAGGGCGCUUAGGGAUUAUGAGAAUGCUGGGAGUCGCCGUGAAAGGACACCGACAACUAGUCCGUGUCGGAAACGGCAGCGGGUGUAUGGGGACCGAUUCAUCCCAAACCGUGAUGGUCAAGACUUGCAGGCGACGUAUAGCCUGCUGCAUGAAGAUGGCUGUCCUUCCACUCCGUCAAAAUCUAAGAGACGCGCCCCUCACUCGGAGCUACAUUUCCAAAAGACGGAAGAAGCGAAUCGGACGUUCUCUCGUGUUUUGCGCAGCGAGCUCUUUGGAAAUACAGUCCCACAGCCUGAUAUGCAUUCGGCAUCCCCAGAUCCAUUACUAGGCUUCAGCAAUGGGAUUAACGACAAGACCCGCUCUCAUACACCCCCUCAUGUCGCCGUCAAUCUACCUCCCGCUAGCAUCACCCCCACCACUCCACACAAGAACCUCUUCAACUAUGGACCCACACGGCCCGGCUCAGGACAGCCAACUCCUUCAAAAACACCUCGAAGUAUUCACGCUCCCAACCUGAAUGUCCGCUCAGAACUAUACAGCCUCUCUCCCAUUCGUUAUGACAGCCAACGGAUUCUUGAAACGCCUCGCAAGCAGUCCCGCUACGUCAACAAGGUCCCUUACAAGGUCUUGGAUGCCCCCGAUCUGCAAGAUGACUUUUACCUGAACCUAGUAGACUGGGGAAGCAGCAACGUUCUUGGUGUUGGUUUGGCCAACUCUGUUUACAUGUGGAACUCCCAAUCCGGUCGAGUCACGCGGCUGUGCGAGCUGAAAGACGAUACCGUAACCAGCGUAAGCUGGAUUCAGAGGGGGACACAUCUUGCAAUUGGCACAGGUAAAGGUUUGGUACAAAUCUGGGAUGCCGAGCACUGCCGUCGGCUACGAACCAUGAUUGGACAUACCAACCGCGUUGGUGCUUUAGCUUGGAACGAUCACAUCCUCACCUCAGGUUCCCGGGAUCGUCUCAUCUACCACCGUGAUGUCCGCUCCCCUGAUCAAUAUCUCCGAAAGCUUGCAGGUCACAAGCAGGAGGUUUGUGGAUUGAAGUGGAAUACCGAAGAUGGCCAAUUGGCAUCAGGCGGCAAUGACAACAAGCUGAUGGUCUGGGACAAGUUGAAUGAGACGCCUCUGUAUCGAUUCUCCGACCACAACGCUGCAGUCAAAGCUAUUGCGUGGUCUCCUCACCAACAUCACCUUCUUGCUUCCGGUGGCGGUACAGCUGAUCGCACGAUCAAGUUCUGGAAUACCCAAACUGGUUCAAUGAUUAAGGAAGUCGACACUGGAAGCCAAGUCUGCAACCUUUCCUGGUCCAAAAACUCAGACGAGAUCAUCAGCACGCACGGCUACAGUCAGAAUCAAAUCGUGAUCUGGAAAUACCCGCGCAUGGAACAAAUCGUUUCACUAACCGGUCACACUUUCCGCGUUCUUUAUCUGGCUAUGAGCCCUGACGGUCAGACCGUCGUCACAGGAGCUGGUGAUGAAACACUCAGGUUCUGGAAAAUCUUCGACAGACGGGCUACAAGAGACACUCGUCGCGAAGGCAGCAAGCUAGCAGAAUGGGGCACCAUCCGUUAG
Molecule: messenger RNA, 1785 nt
Organism: Penicillium antarcticum
Lineage: Eukaryota; Fungi; Ascomycota; Eurotiomycetes; Eurotiales; Aspergillaceae
Product: WD40 repeat domain-containing protein
Exons: 4
Coding region: 1-1785 (594 amino acids)
Biological process (GO): positive regulation of ubiquitin protein ligase activity; anaphase-promoting complex-dependent catabolic process; positive regulation of anaphase-promoting complex-dependent catabolic process
Cellular component (GO): anaphase-promoting complex
Molecular function (GO): ubiquitin ligase activator activity; anaphase-promoting complex binding; protein binding
Source: RefSeq, a predicted model, not a curated record